This is a messenger RNA of Marasmius oreades (fairy-ring Marasmius), 1529 nucleotides long. RefSeq lists its product as uncharacterized. The record is from RefSeq and is a predicted model, not a curated record. The coding region runs from base 583 to 1323 and encodes 246 amino acids. Lineage: Eukaryota; Fungi; Basidiomycota; Agaricomycetes; Agaricales; Marasmiaceae. The transcript has 5 exons.
CUUACCACCAUUACCACUACCACCAAGUGGACCUACAUGGACCUAUGCUGCAAUUUUCAAGGAUGUUAGGACCGUUCGAUUUGAAGAAAAAACGUUAUUUCAAGAAACCCAAGUAUCGCACGCCGGUCUCCCACCACGAAGUGCUCGUUUUCGACGGUGUAAGUAUGGCAACGUUUACUCAUUUGGAGCUGGAGUUUCGCGUAAACAGCAUGCCGGAAGAUCCAAUUCAUUCCUCGAAACGCUCAUGGAGCUGGAUUACGGUAUUGCGGUUAUACUUAGUGGUCGCUCUUCUGGCCAGACUGUUGAAAGCUCGACUCAGCCUUUCUUCCAGAUUUUCACCUUACAAGUCAUAUAAAGGUGCUCGAUAAAUACUUAAAUAAUAGAUCACCUCAAGAUAGACGACGACUAUCCACGAACUCCACAAAAUCAAAGCUCGCGUCUUUCAUCCCUGCAGAAUUGGAGCUUUCUUACCACAUCCAUGUUCAACAAGCUCCAAAUGGCUCCACUCCGAACUUACGGUAACUCAUCCGUUGGGCGGAUCCAUAUAUAAGGGAUGCGAUUUCAGUUACUCUACUCUCCAUCAUGAAGUCUUUCCGAGUCAUCGCCAUCCUAGCUGUCGCCGCUGCUUCUUGCACCUCCGCCAUCCCAGUCGACGUCCCAGGCAAAACCGACUUACCCACGUCCUCCACAUCUACUUCCGUCAAUGCCGAUACUGCCAGUGUCACCCAAGGAGCCGGUGAAACUGUUUCUGCCGUUGCCAGUGAUGUAACUGUAACGAGCACAACUGCUUCUGUUACCGCUUUCCCUCCACCGCCGCAAGGUCGCAUUCCCAGGAGUCUCGAAGGACUAAGGCUACCUGAGUUGAACGGUCUCGGCGGGGGACUCCGAGUCCUUGGUAGGAAAGCCACUGGCAUCACCGAUACUGGCAGUUCGAGCGUGAAUUCGACCUCGACUGGUGGUGGUUCAGCUGCUCCUACUGGUGAAACUGCUUCUCUACCCGGUAAUGGUAAUGAUGAGGACGAGGAAGGCCAGGACGAAUACGAGGGUCAAGGUAAUGGCGAAGUUCAAGGAGAACAAUCCCAUGGCCAGCCCACCACCGUUACUGUUACCGUCACUGCUACCAGUAUUGGAGGUGCUGAAGGGGCCACCGGAACGGCUGCGGCUACCGUUACCAGCACUGGUACUACUGAAGGUCAACCCACUACCCCUGUCACCGCCGGUGACACUCAGACUGCUACGUCUACCUCGACUUCUGAGAACUCGGAAAACACUCAGGCUGAGGAUGCCCUCCAAUCUCGCCAAGAAGAAGAAGAAGAAUGCUAGAAACUAUCAAUAUAUAUUCCUGUAAUACAGUCAUGCGUCGACGAUACCGAUACCCCCAUCAUCUAGAUUUAAAUGCCUUUUGCAGAUCAGUAAUACUUGCAUUUACGCUCUUUAGUUACCUAUUUGUCAGCUAGACUGGCGCGAUGCCCUUACUUGAUACCCUCUUGGAGUCAUGCAAUCUCAAUCUACGCUCUUUUACGCUCGUA